CAGCGUAAGGGUAAGCUUAGUCCUGACAACCAUCUUUUCUUUCCCCGCAUACCUUCUCCAGUAAUUACACGCUUGAACUUCUUUGCAGAGCUAGACAGCGACACCUUUCCACACCGAUAGACGGACUGAGACAAGGGGAGACAAUGAACGCUAUGUCCGUGAAACGCAAAGGGGGUUCGUUGUCUUUCCCAAAGAGUGCUUCGACACGCCAAGAUACCAACACACUGAAGAGCAAGCAGCUGGCACUGAAACGCAGAUUCUCGAAGUUGAGAAAGCGGUUCCCUGACCUGGAGCCCCGGCUGUUGGAGAACCUGCUGUGCUACGCCCUGACUCUGGUUGUGCCUGGGACGGAGGAGCUGCUGGACACGAAAAUUUUCAUGGCCGAGAUGAACUUAAGCUUCGGCUUCACCAACUCCGACUUUAUACUACGGAUCUAUAACAUGACCCGCGGAAAGCACGAGUAUGUCACGGUUGACGAUUACAUGCUUUUGCUCACCAUCUUCUAUUCUAACGACCUUAACCGCAAGGCGGAGUACACCUUUGACGUGUAUGACGUAGACAGCGACAACAUCAUCAGCACUGCGGAGUUUGCCCGAUAUCUCAGGGGUGGCAUGCCGAUUUCAGACCCAGACGAUAGAGAAGCAAACGAAGAGACACUGCGAGAGGUAAUGGACAUCCUGACGAACGUCAUGGGCAUCAAUGACAAAGGCUACAUUCACAAGGACCACUACAUGAAGGUGGUGAGAGACAAGCCAGAGAUCCUGGAAUUUUUGGGUCAGACGCUGCCCUCAGUAUAUGUCCAGAGACAUUUCACGGAGACAUACAUCAGCCCACAACGGUUCAGCCCAGACCAGGUGUCUCGCUACCUCCGAUCACGGCGCCACUACAUUCUACAAGAGCCGAAGGAACAGAAACCUAAGCAGCUGCUGGGCCUCUACCCUAUUGAGAUCAUCUACCCUAGGAUCGAAUAGUCAGCCUUGACAAAAUUAUAAUUAUUUAAGCUAUUUCCCAUUAGUCAAAUGGUCAUCCUCUACCCCACUGGAAUUAACUAACCCUUUAUCAAAGAGUUGAAUGUUUGCUCUCUUCCCCAAAUGGAUUGUAUAAUUGAAUAGAGGAAUAUUUAACCACACAGAGAUUAUUAUCCUCUUGUCAAAUAGUCGAAGGUCAUAUUCUGCCCUAUUGCGAAUAUUUAUUGAGCAGUCGAAUAGUUGGCCUCUUUCCCAUUUGAAUAUCUGGUCCUUCGUCGAAUCGUCGAAUAAUAAGACUCUACGUCACCGAGAUUUCAAUCCCAUUUCGAAUAAUUACUCUCUACCUCACAGAGACUACACCGAAUAGUCGCACGAGACAAGGAAUCAAAGUGCUAGACCCCAAACGCUCAUAGCGCGUCCCAUUGACCUCUGAACUCGGACUACGGUGUAAAAGUUAAUAUUUAAUAACUGUUAGAAUGCUAGAGCUUGGGCAAUCCUUUAUAUUUCUACGUUCCAAACCUGGAAAACAGAUGGAUGAAAUCACAUAUUAAAAAACAUAAGUUUUUGAGCUGAUAACGAAAGUUUCAACUUGAAUUCGAGACCCAACGCUUUGUCUAGGAAAAUACAGGCUCGUGAACGCCUACCGUGCUGUAUUCUGCGACUGAGUUACUAAGUCUGUGAAGUUGUU
Aplysia californica (California sea hare) is the source of this 1656-nucleotide messenger RNA. RefSeq lists its product as uncharacterized. Bases 144 to 971 code for a protein of 275 amino acids. Gene Ontology annotation, molecular function: calcium ion binding. NCBI's taxonomy places the organism in Eukaryota, Metazoa, Mollusca, Gastropoda, Aplysiida, Aplysiidae. The record is from RefSeq and is a predicted model, not a curated record. The transcript is spliced from 8 exons.